AUUGAAAAUAGCAGUUAAAAAAAAAUAAGUUGACGAACUAAUUAAGAAACUACUCCAAUCAAGUGGGAUAUUUAAUACUAUUACAGGAAGUCAGAAGAACAUUAAUUGUAUGCGUAGCACAUCAGAGGAUUUUCCCCAUUGGAUAGCACGCUCUGAUUGAAUUUCAAUCUAAGAGCUUCCAAAAUUUCAAAUAUAUUUCAUCAAAGAAUAACAAUAUAUAAACCAUGAGAAAUUUCUCAAUCUUCAAAACAACUGCAAAGCUUUUCAAUGGCUACCCAACUUAUUCUAGUCUCUUACUUCUCUUUACUGUCAGUACAGGAGGUAUGGUGGCAUACUCGGAAUAUAAGACAGGAAAUAGUCCACUAAGUAUUGAAAAUAAGCAUAUGGAUCCUAAGAAGAAGAAAAUGGUGGUGCUUGGGACAGGCUGGGCUGGUAUUAGUUUUGUGAAGGAUCUGGAUCCUUCAACCUAUGAUGUCAAAGUUGUUUCACCGCGAAACUAUUUUGCAUUUACCCCAUUGCUUCCAAGUGUCACAUGUGGAACAGUUGAAGCAAGGAGCAUUGUAGAGCCCAUCAGAAGCAUUGUUAAGAAGAGAAUUGGAGAAAUAAAAUUUUGUGAGGCAGAAUGCACUAAAAUUGAUGCAGCAAACAAGAAAAUUCAUUGCAGAUCUACUUUUGAGAAUAGCCCUGUUCCAAGUCGAGAUUUCUCUUUGGAAUAUGACUACUUGGUUAUAGCAGUUGGAGCACAAGUGAACACUUUCAACACUCCUGGUGUCAUGGAACAUUGCCACUUUCUGAAGGAGGUUGAGGAUGCUCAACGAAUCCGCAAAUCUGUGAUAGAUUGUUUUGAGCAAGCAGUCCUUCCAGACUUGAGUGAAGAAGAGAAGAGGAAGAAUCUUCAUUUUGUAAUCGUUGGAGGCGGUCCUACAGGUGUUGAAUUUGCUGCAGAACUGCACGAUUACAUCCAUGAGGAUUUAGUGAAACUGUAUCCUGGAGUUCAAAAAUUUGUAAAAAUAUCCGUAAUUCAAUCAGGCGAUCAUAUCUUGAACACAUUUGAUGAAAGGAUUAGUGCGUUUGCUGAGACAAAAUUUUCUAGGGAUGGGAUUGAGGUUUUAACAGGGUGCAGGGUUGUCAGCGUUUCUUGUGACUCUAUCACUAUGAAAAUCAAGGCGAGUGGAGAAGUAUGUGCUUUACCGUAUGGAAUGGUCUUAUGGUCUACUGGAGUUGGUACAAGACCAGUUGUGAAGGAUUUCAUGGAGCAAAUUGGCCAGGGUCACAGGCGUGUUCUUGCAAUUGAUGAGUGGUUGCAAGUUAAGGGUUGUAAGGACGUAUUUGCCAUAGGCGACUGUGCUUCAGUUGAUCAACGCAAAAUCAUUGAUGACAUUACGUCGAUAUUUUCUGUUGCGGAUAAAGACAACUCAGGGACCUUGACUAUACAGGAAUUCCAAGAUGUGAUUGAUGACAUCCGUGUUAGAUAUCCCCAAGUAGACCUCUAUAUGAAAACUAAUCAUAUGCAGAGCCUGAGGGAUUUGUUAAGGGAUGCUGAAGGAAAUGAGAUGGAAGUGGAUAUAGAAGGCUUUAGGUCAGCCCUUUUACAUGUAGAUUCACAAUUGAAGAGUCUUCCAGCAACAGCGCAGGUUGCUGCUCAACAAGGUGAGUAUCUUUCUAGGUGCUUUAAUUGUCUUGAGGAAUGCAAAGCUAAUCCAGAAGGCCCUCGUCGUUUUAGAGGCUCUGGGGACCAUAUGUUUCUUCCCUUCAGGUACAAGCAUCUAGGACAAUUCGCGCCAUUAGGAGGAGAACAAGCAGCUGCUGAGCUUCCAGGUGAUUGGGUUUCAAUGGGCCAUAGCACUCAGUGGCUAUGGUACUCUGUGUAUGCAAGCAAGCAAGUUAGCUGGCGAACGCGAACUCUGGUGGUUAGUGAUUGGACGAGAAGAUUUAUCUUUGGCAGAGAUUCAAGCGGUAUAUAAGAUAUUAUGAAUGAUGUUACAUCUGUUACUUGAUUAGUGUGAGAGCUCAUGUUUCAUUAUUAAUCAAGGUAACUGGGUUUGCAGCAGGCAUUUAAAACCAAAUAUUAGCCCAGAACCACAAUGAAUUAUACUGCUCGUGUUAAAUAAAAUCCUGUUAUGAUAUAAAAUUGUUUGGCUUGAGAAUUGAACCUUGAUGGAAACACUUACUCUUAUUAUUCAUUCAACCAUAAUUCAUUAAUAGAUUACUAGCUCUUUAUCCA
This is a messenger RNA of Chenopodium quinoa (quinoa), 2224 nucleotides long. RefSeq names its product external alternative NAD(P)H-ubiquinone oxidoreductase B1, mitochondrial-like. Lineage: Eukaryota; Viridiplantae; Streptophyta; Magnoliopsida; Caryophyllales; Amaranthaceae. Gene Ontology annotation, molecular function: NADH dehydrogenase activity; calcium ion binding. The record is from RefSeq and is a predicted model, not a curated record. The transcript is spliced from 10 exons. The coding region runs from base 225 to 1964 and encodes 579 amino acids.